Messenger RNA from Eleginops maclovinus (Patagonian blennie), 2471 nucleotides. RefSeq names its product complement C1r-A subcomponent-like. Gene Ontology annotation, biological process: zymogen activation; complement activation. NCBI's taxonomy places the organism in Eukaryota, Metazoa, Chordata, Actinopteri, Perciformes, Eleginopidae. The record is from RefSeq and is a predicted model, not a curated record. Gene Ontology annotation, molecular function: calcium ion binding; serine-type endopeptidase activity. Gene Ontology annotation, cellular component: blood microparticle; extracellular region.
UUGCCAAAACAAACAAGGCUUAUUCCUGGCAUUAACGCGGAGAGUUGCUAAACACUGCAAACGACAGACAUCAACGUUUCAUUUGAGACAUUUCCCUCUACAGCAGAGGAUCAGUUCACUCACGGAUAAAUCCUUAAAUCCAGCGAUGGGGUGGACUGCCUGUAUCAUCUUGUUCCUGUAUAUGUCUGUGUGUGGGGGCCGGCGACUGCCCGACCCCGAGCCUGCAAUGCACGGGGGGGUCCAGUCCCCCCAGUACCCCAAGCCGUACCCCCCCAACCUGCAGCAGCAGUGGGACCUCAGCGUGCCGGAGGGAUACCGCAUGACACUCACCUUCACACACCUGGACAUCGAGGCUUCUGCAGGCUGCUUCUACGACUCCCUCACACUUUUCUAUGAUACAAAGAUCCUCGGGAAGUUUUGUGGCCAUGAGAACUCAGCUGAAGGACAUCACCCCGGCAACCAGCCCAUCUUGUCUCCAGGCAAUAGACUCAGCCUCGUAUUCCAGAGCGACGACAACAACCCGGAGCGCCACCAGAACGUCGGCUUCUCCGCUCAAUACCAGGCCAUAGACAUAGAUGAAUGUUCUGAGCCAGAUCCUGAAGACGGCUCAGGUCCUCUCUGCUCUCAGAUCUGCCUCAACACCCUCGGCUCGUACAUCUGCUCCUGUCACCACGGCUAUGAGCUCCGCUCAGACCAGCGCAGCUGUAUGUUAUCCUGCGGCGGCGGUAUAUAUGAUGAGCCAGAGGGACAUCUGUUCAGUCCAGGAUAUCCUGAGCCCCCACCUCAUGGUGUGUCCUGUCAGUACUUUAUUUCUGUAGAGUUGGGCUUCACUGUCACUCUUAACUUCACUGACAACUUCCACAUCGAGAGCGUGGACACUGACCAAGGUCAGAUCUGUCCCCAUCACUGGUUGCAGGUGACCAUCCCAGACAGAGAGCCCUGGAAGAUGUGUGGACGAACGAGUCCAGGUCUGAUAGUCACAAGCUCCAACAAGGUCAAGCUGGACUACCACACUGACGGUGAAGGACUGAGCAGAGGCUGGAGCCUGGACUACAGCACAUACAGAGUGAAGUGUCCCCUUCCUGGCAGUGUGGAUAAUGGGCGGGUCACCCCCAGCUUGACCGAAUAUUUGUACCGAGACUACAUCUCUGUGCGCUGCAACCAAGGAUACAAACUCAUGAGGGAUGGUCAGGAGGUUGAGGCGUUCUCCACCAUGUGCCAAAGCGACGGACAGUGGCAUCUUCCUCUCCCAGAAUGCCACAUACUUGAUUGUGGAGAACCUGAACCUCUGCUGAACGGAGGGGUGACCUUACUGUCCGGAUCCAGGAAUCAGUACCUUUCUGUUGUUCAGUAUCACUGUAAUGAACCAUUUUACUCUCUCCUUGGAGGCAUGAAUGUUGUCUUCACCUGUCAGGCCGACAGAAAGUGGAGAUCCAACAGCGAUAUUGUUGUCAGUCCAGCAUGCAUAGCAGUCUGUGGCCAGCCCACAAAGCUCAUCCCUGGCUAUCAGAGGAUCAUUGGAGGCAGUGAAGCUCCAGACGACACCAUCCCAUGGCAGGUGCUCCUGAGUGUAAAUGGAGGAAGAGGAGGAGGCGUGGUGAUCGCAGACCGCUGGAUCAUGACUGCAGCUCAUAACCUAAUGUCAAAUGGGAUGCUAGUAUCAAACAGUUCUGUUCGGAUGUACAUGGGACUCACUCAGGUUAAUUCCUUGUUGGGCUCUCCUGUACUUGCUACUUCAAUCCACAUUCACCCUGAUUACAACAACCCCAACUUCGAAGACUACAACCAUGACAUUGCCUUGAUUAAGUUGCAAGACGCAGUCACCUUCACCUCAUCCGUUAUGCCCAUAUGUUUGCCAGCAGAGGAUGCCAUAUACACUUCGGGUGUGAUGGGAAUGGUGUCAGGAUUUGGCAUAACAGAAAAUGCCGCAAACAUUCGGACUUUGACAAACAAAUUGAAGUUUGUGCAGAUUCCUAUAGUGGAGCAGAGUACAUGCAUGAACUCCAUCACUCUGGAGCAGAUGCACAGAGAGAGGGUACCCAGCCUGACAGGUAACAUGUUCUGUGCCGGAGUCCCUGAAGGUGGGAAGGACUCCUGCCAAGGCGACAGUGGAAGCCCGUACAUCCUGAGUAAUGCCGGACGUUUCUGGGCGGCGGGGAUCGUCAGCUGGGGGGUUGAGUGCGGGAAGCAGGGAACAUAUGGAGUCUAUACCAGAGUUGCAAAUUACAUAAACUGGAUCAACAAAACCAUGCAGGAGAACUGAAAUGCCCAGUAAUUCAAAGACAUCCACAAUCAAAUGAGAUAAAAACAACGUAAUUUGCUUUUUACAAAAUCUUUCUGAGGUGAAAUGUGUUGUCACAGGAAAGCUAUUAAAGAACAUCUUACAUCUGUCAAGUUGAUAAAUAAAUCUCAUACCUAUUGUAUAAGCCUGGCUCCCACAAUAAAGUGACAUAAUAAAGACCUAAAUGUGA